GUGGAGGAGCUGGUCAGAAACUGGCCAGGAGCGGACGGCAGUGAAGGAAUCUCCAAACUUUUCCAACACACAGUUCCAUAGUCUGUGUUACUAUUUAACUUCUCCUACGGCUUGUCAUCGUAAGUGAAAAAUAACGGGUUCGUUGCCGUACUUUGUGUGUCGGUAAUGAAGUGAAUGCCACUCACCGCAUGGAAGAAGCAAAGUAGCGAGUGGAAAAACUUCUGGAGUGAUGCCCGAGCGACUGCAUCCCUCCCUCCAAAGUUCAGCUAAGGUGGCUAACAUUAGCUAGCGCAGGACUCGACUCGCUGAUAUAAAAGUUAAUAGGAUAAGAUAAACGUUUGUAUUUACGCCAAAACACCUAGUAACACAAUGACUAAUGUAUUGGCAAAGCGUCGUGAGGAUAGUUAAUGCUUGAGGCAAACUGAACCGCUUUCAUCCUUGGCUUGUUAUCUUAGCCCGGACCAAGUUACACUAUCAAGCUAAUCAUUUUUUUUUAGCAAAGUAGAGCUAGCUGGUAGACUGCUAGCCUAUGUGAAGUGAAGUUAACGUGAGGUAAAACUCUGAGAAAUUACACAUUUCUCGUUUAUCUCCAACAUGAAAACACUGCUGUAUUGUUUUAACUUUUCUGGAAACUGAAAGUUAAUAUAUGGACCAAUGGUAGAACCACUUGAGGACAUGUACAUAGAUGAUAACUCUUCUGACUAUAGCAUGAGAAAGUAAUGUAAAAGCCCGGAUGUACCUACGCAUGUCAUUAUUACUACAUUGAAUUGUGGAAGUCAGUGGAAAUGUCAUGGACAGACUGUUAUUAGAAAAUAGCUUUACUGACUCUGGACCACUUUGAGACGUUCUUCAACCAUCCCUGCCACUUUAUUAAGACUUUCUGAAGGACAUACUGCGGUUUGGAGCCUUCCUGCAUAGUUAUCACCUUUAUUCAUCACCCACAUCCCGAGGGUCUGCAUCUUGGAUGAAGAGGAGAGUGCUAUGAUGAAGGUGACGGUGACAUUUGGGCAGACAGGUGUGGUGGUGCCCUGCAAGGAGGGGUGGACUGUGAGGGACCUCAUCCAGCAAGCCACGCAGAGAUACAGAAAACUCCUCGAACAGGAAGGAGAUUUCCUGGUCAGGACUCACCAUGUUGAAUACUGUGAUGGGGGGAUCCUGGACCCCGAUGACAUACUCAGUGAUCUGGUAGAAGACAAGGACAAGCUGAUGGCGGUGUAUGAGGAGCAGGAAGCCCAGCAAAGGGGUGUGGCUAACACAAGGUUAGCGCCGAGCCCAGAUGUCUACCAAUCAGAGCUCUCCGUCUUCCAGCCAAUCGCAGGGGGAGAGAUUGAAGUCAAUUCCUCCGUCCUCAAGUCCAACACCCCCCUGUUGGUGAGAAGCAGCAGUGACUCAGCGCUGAGCCCCCAGCCGACAGACUCUGAACCCCCCCUCAGUGAGGACACCACCGGGAUGGCGGCAAGUCCAGCUGUGGAAAAAGCAGCAGGGGUAGACCGACCCCCCAGCAAACACACCUCCAACGACAGCCUGACUAGAACAGUGGAGAUCCUGGGAGACGACAGUCCUCUGGGAAUCCACGUGGUCCCUUACAGCUCAUCCCUCAGUGGACGGUCUCUCGGUCUGUUCAUCCGUGGAGUGGAGGAUGAGAGCCGCUCACGAAAGGAAGGCCUGUUCCAAGAGGACGAGUGCAUAGUCAUGAUCAACAACAAGGACCUCAUGGACAAGACCUUCAGCCAAGCUCAGGAAGUGUUCCGUCAGGCGAUGCGCUCCCAGGUUGUCCGCUUGGAAGUAGUUCCCUCCUCCAACAGAGAACGCUAUGAAAAGAGUUUUAUUGGUCAGCUGAUUGGAAACAAUGCCGGUCCAGACAGCAGCCCUCGGGUGGCCAAGUCCAAACCACCGCCUCCCCCCAUCAAAGCCAAACCUGUGUUCAAGCCCUCUGAGAAUCCAGCCAUGCGAUUGGCAGAGGAAGCUGCCUCCACAGAAGCUGCUGUUAGUACACCCAAGGGAAGGAGUGAGAGCCCCUCUCUUAAGAAAGGACCUGUUCUCUCAAGCCUGGUGACCAAUAAGAAAGCAGGACGAAAACUGAGGAUCGAUCUGAAGAAAGGUUCAGAAGGUCUGGGUUUUACCGUUGUAACCAGAGAUUCUUCCGUCCACGGUCCUGGUCCUAUUCUGGUCAAAAACAUUCUGGCACGUGGAGCCGCUGUCAAAGAUGGACGCUUGCAGUCUGGAGAUCGCAUUCUUGAGGUCAACGGUGUGGAUACCACAGGUGUGGGCCAGGAGGAGCUGGUGUGUAUGCUCCGCAGCACGCGACAGGGAGAGAGUGUGUGUCUUGUGGUCCUACGGCAGGAAGACAUGUUCCUGCCCCGAGAGAUGAAGGACGAAUUGUCCCGUGUGACUGGCUUUGUUCUGGAGAGCGGUAAGGAGCAGCUCAUGUUUGAGGUGCCUCUUAAUGAUACCGGCUCGGCAGGCCUGGGCAUCAGCCUCAAAGGAAACAAGUCCAGGGAGACCGGAGAGGACCUGGGAAUAUUCAUCAAAUCCAUUAUACAUGGAGGGGCAGCAUACAAGGAUGGUCGACUGCACGUCAACGACCAGAUGAUGGCAGUAAACGGAGAGUCGUUGCUAGGGCGCUCCAAUCACGUGGCCAUGGAGACGCUCCGCCGCUCUAUGUCACAGGAGGGAAACGUUAGAGGGAUGAUCCAACUGGUGGUGCUGAGGGCUCUGAAGGAUCAACUUGGGGUGUCACCCAAUCGCUCAUUCGACAGCUCCUCUGGUCUGAUGGGUCCAGUGAACGGUCACUCCAUGGUGAACAACUCUCUCUAUGCAUCUCAUGUGACCAAUGGGAGUUAUUCUUACAUGGACGAUGACGAGGAUGCAGAGCUGUACGGUCAUGAAACAGAGUUCAGCAGCUCCACCCAACACUCCUAUCUGCACGAGAGGGAAAACUCUCACAGCUCCAGCCAGGCUCAGCCCCAGUCUCCCCCCCAGAACCAGAUCCAGAUCCAGCAGCAGUACCAGCACGUGAAAGCCUCCAAGAGCAUGGACCUGGGUACGACUCAGAACCAGCAGCACUCUGUGGCAGACGAGAGCAACGUCGGAUCCCUGGUUGGAUAUACUGAAGCUCUAUCAUCUCCUGUGGAACUCGGCCCCACCCUAGGCUUAAAGAAGUCCAGCUCCUUGGAGAGUCUCCAGACCGCCAUGUCCGAGGUUAACAGGAAAAACGAGCUCCUCCCCUUCCACCGGCCUCGCCCAAAUAUGGUCAGAGGACGAGGCUGCAACGAGAGCUUCCGAGCAGCUAUCGAUAAAUCCUACGAUGGGCCAGCGGAGGAUGAUGAUGAUGAUGAUGGUUCUGAGCCCAGUUCAGGCCGGGACACUCCUGCAAGUAGUUCAUCCCGCCAGGGGACGGGGGAGGGGACAGAGGAGAAAGGCAAGAAAGACAAGAAAAAGAAACCCAAAACAAAGAAGAAAGACAAGAACAAAGGGAAGGGAAAGGAGAAAGAGAAGAAGAAAGCAGAGGAGCCCGAGGAGACGGAGAAGAAGAGCAAGAAAAUAGGCUUUGGCCUUCUGAGAUUUGGCAAGAAAAAAGAUGAGAAGAAGGAGGCGAAAGCAGCUCUACAGCGACAGAAGUCAGACGUCCUGAGUGAUCAUGAGCUCGAGAGGAUGAAAGACGAGAGAGAAAGGAUCGAGGCGGGGCAUCCUGAGUUGCGGCCCAGAGACCAGCAAGUUGGCGGGACAUCCUAUCCAGAAUUUGAAGAUGAUGACGCAGACCCCAACUACGCCCGAAUACAGACCUUCAGGGACCGUGAUGCGGCUCCGUUGCCGCAGCCACCAUCUCAGUCACCUCCCUACAGUACCAUUCAGCACGCCCAUGCUGCCAACCCUCCCCCCCAAGGCCCUCCUGUCUUCCCAGGACAUGCAAAUCACAUCAACGACCCUGGAGCCAUUCCUGAUGACGACCCCCUCGAUAGGCUGUACGCCAAAGUCAAUAAACCGAGGGGAGCUGGAACUACAUCUCCUCCUGUCUCUGCUACUGCCAACGACAGUGUGGACAGGAUCCAGCAGCUAAGAAGAGAGUAUCAGCAGGCGAGGAGAGAAGGAAGUGUGCCGCCGUAUGAAGAACCAGACUUACGACGCAGAGGACAUGAGAACGAAGUACACAGGAUGCCGGUCAGAGCGACAGAUCCUCGGUUGGCACCACGAUAUGAAGAAGUGGAACGUCAGUACGCCUCAUUACCAAGACGAGGCCCAAUGGAUCCAGCGGACUACCCCAUGCAGCCCUGGGCAGGUCAUUACCCCGGACCCCCCCAGGCCCCACAGGGAUACCCUCAGUCCCCAUCCUACCCUAACCCCAACUCCCAGUCGGCCCCGUCCUACCCUGGCUACCCGCCUGGUCAGCCAUAUCCCCGGCAGGUUGACCCCCGGGGCGUUGACCCCCGGGGCGUCGAUCCCCGGCCUUUCGACCCCCGGGGCGUUGACCCUGGGUACCACCCCCACCCAAGCUCCCAGCAGAGAGGCCCCUUGCGGCAGGACGUGCCCCCGUCUCCUACCCCUCCAAUUCGUGGGCUGCGCUACGACACUAUGACACGUGCAACAACGGGUGGGGGUUACAGGCACAUGGUGGAUCCCGGUCCAGACCAAUAUGGCUACCCUGGGGAGGGAGGGCGACAGCAACACCAAAACCAAACCAACCCAAGACAGAAGAAUGCCAUGACAGCAGCUGUGUAGACGAAUCAGGUCCAGCCAUGAGAAUGAGCAGAAUGCUAAUUGCUUUGUUUGCGGUACUCCAAUGACAUAGAGUUGAAACCUCUAAUUUGAAUCACUAUUAUUAUCAAACAUUCUCUACGCCGUUUGAAGUAUAUGGUAAUACACAGAAAGGUAAAGGAGGUUAAUUAUAGAGUGGCUGGCAUAAUGUCUUCUUGUUUGAAGUCUUUUAAAUUGAUUUGAGCCUUCCUGCCGUAUACAAUUAGCAGGGUUUUUACUUUGCAAUGUACUCUGAUUUAGUCGUCUCUUUCAAGAAUCAGACAGAGCCACAAAGGUAAUUGGUUCCAUUUGAAUCAAGGCGUUACAUAAAGCUCUACAUUUUUUUAUUGCACCUCGUGGUUUUACUGCUGCCGCACAAACAGGACAAAAGAUAAUAGAUUCUAAAGUACAAUAUAGCAUUGCUUUGUGGUCUUCUAUCUCCAUUCAAACAUCUAAAUGACACAUUCUAGCAUCAGUGUUCUUGUGCAAUAAAGCCAAAUGUAAAGACUAUUUAGAGUGUUUCCAAUAAAGUGGCUGUUAGUCUCCUCAAGUUGAGAAGUAGAAGAUGAUGUUGAAAAUGUUCCAAAAAUCCCAUAUCUAUUGUCAUUUCAUGUCAUUCUACCACUUAGGUGUGUUUUUGAAUAUUUCACUUUAUUUUGAGUGACUUCUUCAAUGAAUGAAACUUCUUGGAUUACAUUUUCCAAGUCAUCAGUAAUCAAUUCAUGGUACAACCUGUGUUUAUUGAAUCUAUCCAAUGUGACCUGAGUUUUGCUUAAUUAUGUCAGGCAAUAAAUUCAGGGUCACUGUUGAACCUUUAUCAAACCACUACAAUCGGCCUUUUGGUCAUAUCUCAGUCUUGUAGCAGGCUUUAUGUGAUGGAAUAUUGACGAUUGCAGAACCGAUAGGUUAACGAAAAACCAACAGGACAAACAUUAAGUCUCUGGGGGCAACUGACCCCCAGAGACUAGGUAUAGUCUAAUAAUAUCUGGGCUAAGAUCUAUUCUUCCAUGCGCUACUCAGAGUUUUAGUAAAAUGGGAUUCAACGAGGGAGUUAAGAUAUGACAUCUACGACUGGAUUGUUUGAGAAAUAGCCAAUUAUCAAGCAAAUAAAAAGCUCUAUUGUUGUCAGAUAAAUGCCGAUGAGUUCCCCAGAUUAAGUUUCAGACGAUGCGUUCUGCAUAUUUUUACUUCUGCCUGGAAUAUUUACCUGCAUGCAACCAGAGCCUAAUCAAACAUCAACGGGAAAUACCACUAGGACUCAAACCGGAAACCAGAACCCUUCCGUUACCAGUAUCUCGUCCAUUCUAAUCUGAAGAUCAAUAUUCAGAUAUAUCUUCAAAAACUUUAAUGAUUUAGAGAUGUUUGUACUGUUAGGUAAACCACUGCUGGGUAAACCAGGCAGAAAAGGUAAUCAUGUAACUGACCAGUUGUCAGUGCUCAUCUUCCCUCUGUAUUACUUAGCAGCCUCUUUUUCUCGUUGUCUGUGUAUGCCAUGUACUGUAGUUCGGUGUGAUGGAUGGCACAUCUCUGUAACCUGGUGGUGUAGGCGUCACCGCGUGGUGGAGUGCUUACAAGUCCUGUUGAAACAUGGAUUGAGCUCCAGAGUGCUCUUCUCAGCACUGCACCACAGAGUAUAUCCAUUUAGCCACUUACUCUACCAUCAAUUAAGUGAAACCAAGAGUGAGAGUCCAGCUCACCAUUUCUGUGUUUCGCUCUACAAAGCUCAGCAGUAUUCAUUUCAAUGGAGAUUAAAUGUUUAAAAUGACUUUUCAGGAUUAGGUGAAUUGCAUUUUAUGAGAUGAGGGUGAAACCCACUGUAGUGAAUGUAACAAUAGGCGCUUUCACACCAAGUACUUUUCCUAGGAAUAGUUCCCGGAACAUAAUUACCCGGAACUCUUUAGUUCCGGAACUAUCUAGUAGAUCGCGUUCACACCGGAAUAAAUCCCUGAGGGAGGAUUACGCAAAUGAAGCCGCUGACGUCACUUAUUCUUCUUCUGCUUUGGGAUUACUGGCAGGCCGCAAACAACUUCACGGCGUAUACUGCCACCCGAAGUCCCGGAGUCCGAGAGGCAGUAAAUCGCCACCCGAAGUCCCGGGUAAAUCGCCAGAAGCGCCAACACCUCCUCAACACUCCGGCACUCCCACGUUUUAUUUUGUGUUGCUAUAAAUUAGUCUCUCUCCGUUGGUGCGCUGGGCUAAUGCUAAUGCGAGCAAAUAAAAUGGCGGCUUCACAAAACUUUUCGGAGUUUUACGGGGCGUGGUUUACAAUUCGCCCAGAUAUUGGAACCUUUUCCUCCCCAGGAAAGUACCACCUCUCUAGCAGGGAGUGAAAAGGGGUGAAAAGGUUCCCGAAAAGAAGUUCUAGUUCCAGAUCUUUUUGGUGUGAACGCAAAAUCCCAGGAACUAUCGAAACUAUUCCUGGGAAAAGUACUCCGGUGUGAAAGCACCUAUUGAAGUAAUUUGACCGAACCCCAUGCAGAGAAAUGUAAAGUAGAUUUUGUCUUAAACCAUCUCAAUCCAUGAUGGUUUGACAGGUCUGAUAGGAAAGAAAAAAGAUGAGAAAGAUGAAAAGAAAGGAAAAGUAUCGACAGGUAGAGAAGCAAUGAUAUUACAAUGAAGCAAAAGGAUGUAGGGAAGAAAUAACGAUUAAAGAAAGACGUGAUAAACUAAAAGUAUGCAUGGAGGGAGGUGGAAUAAAUCGUAAAACAUGUGCAGUGCCAUAAAGUCCAAAGUCUUUGGGUCCAUAAGGGUUUGAUUCAGAGGGUUUUUAAAUGAGAACAAAGCAGAGAAAAGAUUAAAAGUUCAUAAAUAUUUGGGCGGCAGUUGUUCUGCAGUAGGAGGAGGGUUACAGGAGUGGGCUUUAUUGAUUGUAUGAAGUUACUUUGGGAAUUACUUAAUGUGUGUGUUGUCAAGAUGUUAUAACUUUUCAGUACCAGUACUGAAAUCGAAAUUCAAAAUAGUAGUGAAAGAACAAUAAUAAACCACAGUUUAAGGAGAUUGGUCAGAUGUUCAAGUUAACAGAAACCACAUCCAAAUUGUUCACAUGCCUCGUUAGAUCAUUCUCUCUCUUGCUUAGUCAUUGUUUUUUUACUAUGAUAUGAUAGAAAGCAGAGAAAAAGCUGUACAUCUCCAUAUUUCAAUUAUUGAAACAGUCUGACAUUUUUGCUUGAAACAAUUACUUUAUAAUAUGAUGACAAAUAUGUUUCUGUCAAUUGAACAGUCAAUUAGUCUUCCUAUUUUCUUAGCUCUGAGGCCAUAUAAUACAUUAACCCAUAAAUGUACAUUUUAAAAUGGUGAUUAAAUGUUAAAACAUUAACACUGCACUGAAAUGAUGAAAUCCCUUGUUUUACACUCCAGGGACCUUCAGUGUUGAUAAUGAGAUUUUUUAAAUAAUCAUUUACAUUGAGGAAUUAAAAUGUGCUAGUCUGUAGCCAAUAUACCAAAAAGAGGUUUGUUCAUUACCAAAAGGUCAACUAUAUUACUUUAGAUUAUCGUAGCUGUUUAUAUGCAAUACAGCAUAUUAUGAAGCAGCAGAGAAAUGAUCUGCUUGGGUCACAUGGACAAUUUUGCUGUUAUCAUUCCAAAAUGUUUUGCACCACUUUUUGACAGAAAGAUGGAAUAUGUAUUUUUAGCCGUGUGUAUCUGAAUGCUGGGUAAAGCUUUGCAUAGCUGCAGUUUAUUGAAUGUGAACAUUACAUUAUCCUUUGUUACCGGUACGCAAUUUUGCAUAUAUAUUACUCUUUGAACGCAUUUAUUUGUGUAUGUAUUUCUUUUUUAUGAUAGUCAGGGUUGUUGGAGUGUUGAGUUACCAUGCUACUGCAAGAAACCACCUUUAUUUCAGUUAUUUUAGUUUUCCCUCAGUAUUGUAUAAGCAAUUUACAUGAAAAAUAAUCAACUUUACAGGUCAAUUUCAACUUUAAUUAGGAAGAAAACACAUAUUGGUACUUUGCAUAGCAUGGAUAACAUCAAACUCUUAGUUUUUUGGCAAUACAUAGUAUGAGUUGCACAAGCUGAAGGUACUACCCAGUCUCCUGGAUGAACAGUUCUGGUACUCCUAGUAUGAAGAAGCCAACUUAAAAACAUCUAUCAUAGAAGUAUAACAUGUUUUUAUUAAACUGCUUUUAUCCAAAAAAA
Messenger RNA from Gymnodraco acuticeps, 8868 nucleotides. Its product is annotated as partitioning defective 3 homolog B-like. The record is from RefSeq and is a predicted model, not a curated record. Gene Ontology annotation, biological process: establishment of centrosome localization; establishment of cell polarity; microtubule cytoskeleton organization. NCBI's taxonomy places the organism in Eukaryota, Metazoa, Chordata, Actinopteri, Perciformes, Bathydraconidae. Gene Ontology annotation, molecular function: protein binding; phosphatidylinositol binding. Gene Ontology annotation, cellular component: cell cortex; apical junction complex; apical plasma membrane.